UGUUUGGUUUAAAUUUUAUAAAAGUGGGUCACGACUUAAGGACCGUGGGAAAAUGUGGGUCCCAGAGUGAGACCAGUUGAGAACCGCUGAUCUACAUGAUUGAGACCAGUUUAUCCUCAGUCUGUGUUUUUACUGUAAAGUUCUGCGUUUAAAGCUUUUUCUUUAGAAGGAAGGUCCUUCGGUGUGAUGAAACUUCUUUUGUUGAGAUGAACUCAUUUAUAAGCAGGUUGAGCUGCAAAAAUAACCUUCAGGAUUUAAGUUUUUUCACUGCAGAGGAAAAACCGUACGACUGCAUGAUUGUAAGUUUUCAGUGAAGAUUUUGUGUGAGCAAGGACAAAGUUUUCAGAGGAUAAAAUAUUUGCCCUAAACUGUCGAGACAAACUCCGACGUUGUUCUGUGACUGAUGUAGGCCCAGAGUGAAGUCUUAGCGUGGGCCCAUCCUUCGCUUUUCUCCCAGUUUUGUGUUUCUCUGCUCAUUCUGGACUCUGCCUCAGGUAUUUCUCACCCUGCUGAGACGCAGAGAUAGAGGACGAGAGGAUCCCAUCAGAGCCUGGGAACCUGAGGGAUCCUGGAGAGACAGACAGACAGAGAAGAGAAGGAGACAGGAGACAGUCAGAGAGAGGACAGGGGGACCAUCAGGGAGAUCAUGCUGUGAGGAGAACUGCUCAGGGAACGCUUAAUCAGCUCAUUUUCUGCCCCCUCAUCUGUAGCCUCCGAGUAUCCUGUGGGACCUGUUGUGGUGUUAGGGGACUCUGCAGCACCAUGGGAGCCUCCAGUGACAAGGUAAGAGGGUGAUGGUCUGGGUUUUGUCAGGGCCUGCAGGGUCAGGGUCUGGUUGGUAUCCUGUUCGGAUCAUAUUUGGAGUUGUAGUUCGAUCAUUUGUUUAGGCAGCAGUUGUUGUUCGUGUCUAACUUUAGAUGGCUUCAGUGAAGAACCAGGUCAGGACUUAUAGACCAACAGAGACUCUGAGUUCAGCUGCUGUGAGAGCAACGAAGAGAAAGACCGACUCUUACGUUUUUACUAUUUUAAAGUCUAAACCAGUCAGCUAUCAUAGUUCCUCCUUUAGUCUCAGGUCUGAAUAUUUCCCUACAGAUUUGUGAGGAAAAUUAAAGAGUAGAAAUGAGUCAAACUGGUGUAAGUGUGGGAACAUGUAAAGAAUUUACCUCCAGUUUUGACUAAACUCACACAGACACCUCAACACUAAAACUUUAACCUCUUUACACGACUAAAAAAAAUACAGAUAACAAAGUUCAUCAAAGUUUGAAGACAGGAAAUACAGAAACUCUGGCAGGAGGAAAACAUGGCUCUGGAUCAGAUUUUAAUGGAAGAGGAACGAUGUUGAUGAUGUGGAUCACAAAUAUUAACGGGAGUGAACAUCGGGACUGAAAUCAGAACGAUGUUACCUGCAUAGUGGAGUUAUUUUUGUUCCUUGCCUACAUGAGUGAUUUUGACAACAUGAAAAUAUCAUUAAAACAGACUAAAGUCAGAAUAAUAUCCAGAAGGAACUGAACAUACAGAGAGCAUGAACUUGGGUCCCACCUCACUGCCCCAGAGGUCCUGCAGGUCAGCAGGUUUCAGACAUUCUGACUAAACUGAUCUGAGGACAGUUUCUGUUCAUUUUACAUCAAACUCAUCAACCCUUUAAAUCUCUUUAACAGCAGAGAGUUUGAGAGUGAAAGCUUUCUCCUCUCCUUACUGUGGGUCGAGUGUUUUUACAGUAAAUGAUGGAAAAGUUCUGUGAGUCAUUCCCUGUCAAUAAAUAAAGAGAGGAGCAGACUCACUGUCACUGCACUACAAAUGUCACUGACAGACUUCACUCUUCUUUUUUGUCCUGAUGUAUUUGUCCUAAGUAAAAAAAAAUUAAAAUGUGGGCAAACCAGAGAUUCUAAGACAAACACAAAACAAACAACACCUAAAGAGACAGACCCCCCCCCCAUCACUCCAAAAGGGUUCUUGUCAUGGAGGUCAUGGGGGUGAUAAAUAUGGGGUGUGUGGAGCUGGGUGUAUUUCAGGGGUAGGUGACAAUGUCAGCGUGUGAACCGAUGCUUGGAGCUUUGUUCAAACCAUAGACAAUACUUGUUUUAAAGUAGGAGAGCUCACAUGGGGAAACUUCUACACCUAAAAUCUGAUCAUUCAGUCUCAGAUCUCUUUUUAUGCUCCAUACUGCAGUUUUAGGAGGUCUAAGGGAGGAGGAAUCUAAGAUGGAUGUCUUUAUAACCUUCAGCCAAGUCCGUGAUUCUGGGCGAGUAGACGCAGACCACUUUUGUUUGAUUCUUGGUGUCCUCCAGGACUUUGACACCUCAUGAUUCAAGCAUCUGUCCUCUGAAUCGACCAUAACAGACAAAGAUCAGAGAAGAAGAACUUUAUUUAUGAGGGGAAAUCCAACAGGCUUCAUCUGAUAGGCAAUGUCAGCUAUGUGAGUUCAGAUGUUUUCUUGUUGAGCUUCUUCACCUUUGGAGGUUCCUGCUUUCUGCUGCUGACAGGUUUUGGCUGGUGCUGCUCAGGAUGACAGUUAAUCAGAUGCAGAUUAAAGUGGUAGGACUGUAGGAGUGUUAUUUUGCUUCAUGAACGUUGCAGUCUGUUUCUGUUUCUGUUUCCUCAGAAUACUUCCAAACAGCUGACAUGUUGAAGUUUGUCAUUGCACGUGCAUAAUUAAUCUGCUGUAAAUAUUGACACAAAUGGUCAUUAGGAACUAAUGACACCUUUAUCUGCUGAUGAUGGUAUCUCUGUGGAUAAUGUUGUGCAGCUUACCUGCUCACAACCAAAACGAACAGCAGCGCCGCUGACUCUUACCUCACUCUGAAUCUGAUCAUCAUUUCUCCUGACCGUUGGUUUGUUAUGUGUGUCUGCAGCUUUAGAUCAUUACUAUUGGAUCUUACAUGUUUGUUUUCUGCUGUUAUCAGUUAUUUGAUUGAUUUUUAAUUCAGCUUAUCUGGUUUAUUGCCUUCUAUAACUUCACCUGUUAACUGUCUGUGUUUAUCUAAUAAAUCAAUAUAUUUAAAUGUUAAACACUUUGCAACUUGUUUUUUGAAAAGUGUUUUAUAAAUAAGAUUUUUAUUAUUAUUACUAUGGACUCUAUGUACUCUAACAGGCCUCGAAUUUAACGUUUAGAGUCUAAAUAGAAAAUCAAAAUCUGUUUUCAUCCAUCCAUCUAACCUUUAUUCAUCCUGGUCAGUCACACUGAGAUCAUUUCAGUGGAAAAACUGUUUUGGAAUAUUUAUGAGUGAUUAUUUAUGAAAUGUCUACAAGUGUAACGAGAUCAGAAUUCAAGUCAAAAAUCAUCUUUAGCUCCGUGGAAAUGUCUCAAACUGUUUUACUCUUAAAGUCAGUCAGUUAACACCUGAGUUUCCCUUAUAAAGGUAUGAUAUGAUAUUGUAUGGUACUGUAUAUGAGGUCAUGUGAUCUGUAGCAACAGUCAGGAGUCAGAAGUUAAAGUCUGUUUCUUUCUCACUGACUUAAAUCUGUGGUCUGUCUCCUUCCUCCUGCAGACGUCUCUCCUCUCAGGGCUGCUGGUGCUCCUGCUGUGUGUCGUCUCCUCUCUCUGUCAGGAGGAAUAUUCUGGAUACCACUCAGGUCAGAGCUGCUGCACCCUGCUGUGGCGGGUCUUCAUCGUCAGAAAUGUCAUAUUUACUUAUUCAUCUGAGGAAGAAGAGCUUCUUCAGUUCUUUACUCUGUUAUUAAACAUGCAGCACAAACAGGAAAUAAAUGAGAAGGUUGUGGUGUGAAAACCCUCCUGAGAUGAACUGUCUGUAGGUCCACAUCACAGUUUUCUUCUCUGAGAAGGUCAGUCCAGGUCUCAGAUCCAGGGUUGUGGUUUGUUGCCGUGUUUGUUGGUCUCUGAGGAUUUUUCACAAGAACUAAAAAAGAUAUUAAAGGAAAAAAGUGACAUUAAAAAUCUUAUUUUCUGCAAUUAAAUGGAAUAAACUUAGAAAAAGACUCAAACCUGACGGGUCAGUUUGCAGACGGGUUUUCUGUGUUUGAAAAUGUCAUAAACAUAAAAACUGACAGCUGCUCUUUGAUGCUCCUCCUCUGAUUUCACCUGAAUCCACUUUGGGAUCUUAAAGGGGGUUCUGGACCUGGACCAUGUGAACCUCAUGUGUUUGAUGUUUGUCUGUUCAGGUGAGGAACACACCUAUGAAGGCUCCCUGGUGGACCAGUAUGAUAACUUAGCCUCUCCUCAGCCAGGUGAGCACAGAGACCCGCCCCCUCAUUCUUACCUGACGACCUCUGACCUGCAGCUCGUUUCCACAAACUCUGAACACGAACCUGAAAGUCUUCCUGUUCUGCCUCCAGAGUACCCACCUGAGCCGACCCACGGCUACGACCCUUAUGGCCCCGCCCCCACUCAGGUCACCAUGAUCACCGAGGACGCCUUCCCUUACGCCACCACCACUGAGUCCUACUACGCCAAAGAGGACACAGAGACCAUGGAGGUGAGACUCUGAGGUCCAGGUCUGAGCAGCUGCUGUCGUCAGUCAUUCAGACAUUUGGACAUUUGUUCAGUCAUUUUGUGAAUCACAACAGAAAAAACAAAGUCUGAGGUUGACGUUGAUCUCCAGGUAUGAAGGAAGUCUUCUUCUUCAGUCCAGCUGAUCUUCAUUUUUAUAAACAAGCUCUCAGUUUUUGAAGAGAUGAGUGAGAAAGAGUUCAUUUUACAGAGACAGUCUCUAAAUGUGGUGAUGUGACUGUGUUUCAGGUCCCAUAUGAAGGGCCCGACACAGACUCUUCAGAGGAGUCCGGUCUCGAUGAAGGCCUCGUGGAGGAGGGGCCCACAGAGUGCGACUGUGAACCCGGAGCGCCGGGAUUCGCUGGAUUUGCAGGACCAAAGGUCGUGACUCAUUUCAUCUGAUCAUGGUCCCUUUAUUCUGAGGAAACAAGACUUUGACCUGCAGACGGCGAGAAGGAAACACACUCAGAAAUCCUGACAAUGAUCCGCCUGAGGGGGGCGCUCUUAACCACCUGUCAAACCUUGAAAAGAUUUCUAGUCCGUCAAAUUGUUCAGACCUCAGGCACUUUUGAUUUUUUUCAGCUGACUCUGCAAAAAGACGAGUCCAGUUUUUCUCAGAUACGAGUAAAAGAGCGAAUUAAGUCUUUACUGAGAUUAGAGAACAAAAACUUAUUUCACAAAAGACGAUUCAUUAAAGUCGUGUCUGAGUGAUGAAGUUGUUGACUAAUCUGUAAAUCUUUUAGACUCUGGAGUUUUUAAAUUUAUGAUUUUUAAAGAAACCUUUUUAUUCUUGUUUUUAUUGACUUAUUUGUUAGUUCAUGUCCCUUCAUUCGAUUUUUAACUGUUUUCUUUUUCAGUAAAACUCGUUUUUAUUGAUCUCAGAUGACUCUCAUUUCUCCAGAUGAUCAUUUCGUGUUUGAAUUGAAACCCUCUGUUUUCUUAUCGUCUUACUUUGUUUGAUCACUUCUAUCCUGACUCCUGACUGUCCACAAAUGUUCGAGGUUUCCUUAGUUUAUAUUUUCACUUAUUCACAAUCCUUUUAUUCUGAUUAGGAGUGGAUUUUAGGGGUUUGAAUACUUCAUCUUCUUGAAUUAGUUUUCAUAUUUUUCUAAAGCUGCUGUGGAAAAAAGAGCCAUAAAAGGAUGAAUUAUCGGUUAUUUUCAAUCUGAACACUUGGAGGUUAGUUCCUGUCUUACUGAUUCAUGUUCUGACUCUUUCAGGGGUCCAGAGGUCUGCAGGGUAAGACAGGUGAGCCGGGAACUCAAGGCAGAGAGGUGAGAAUGAAAACCUCAUCCCUGUCUGAGUUACAGCUGCAGCUUUUUCUCACGCCGCUCUAUCCGUGUGAUUUUCAGGGUUAUAAAGGAACCAAAGGGGUCCGAGGACGAGGAGGAGACACGGGGCCUGUGGUGAGUGAAUCAUGUCCCUGACUGCUGGGUAAACAUGGACCACAGCGCUGAUGUGAAACUGAAAGUAGGAGAAAACCUGAGAGGGGCGAACAAAGAAACUGAAACAGAAAUUAAACAGGACAGGAGUUAAAAACAAACCAGGAAAUAAAAGUAAAACUAAACUCUGGAAACUUCUGAAGGAAUCCCCCAAAAAGUGUUUGUUUUUAAUUUUCACACAGAGUCAAAAAUUGAACCCAGACUAAAACCACGUUCUAGAAAAGUCCCUGUCUUCAAUAACAAAGGAACUUCAUGUUAUAAGAAUGACUUCAUUCAGAGGAUUUGACUUCAGGAGAGAGAGAGAGAGAGAGAGAGAGAGGAGAGAGAGAGAGAGAGAGAGAGAGAGAGAGAGAGAGAGAGAAAGAGAGGGACGUGAAUCAAAUCAACUUUGUAGCUUCAUUAGAUUUUAUUCAACUUAAAUUCUGCUUCAGUUUUCCCUCGUCUUCAGGCCGAACGGUCUAAUCGCCCCACAUUUAGAGGUUAGAGUCCUCGUCCCAGCAGGUUUGAUUCUUUUAAACAAUAUACUUAUUGAACUUUUACAAGUAUACAAAAAAACCCCAUCAAAAACAUGGACAGUUGGACGAUGAAAUGCGUCGUCGUCUCCGUCUAUAAAAAGACCAAACUUGGAGUCGUCCAGACAACUGUCAAUAACAACAAAAAUAAAGAGAAAGUCAAAGAUAAGAAAGGACAGGGGGACAUGAGACAAAACAGAAAAAUAAUAAUAACAAUAAAGAUAAAAUAUACAUAUACUCAGCACAUCAGUGUCAGCGCCCCAACGUCCAAGAAAGUCCAACAGGGGUCUCCAAAUCUUCUCAAAUCCACCUGCUGUCCCUCUGAUGAUGACUUUUCCCCAAAUGAAAGGUCUUUGACCUUUGACCCCUUCUCUUUCAGGGUGACCCUGGCCUUGAAGGAGACGACGGAGCUUCAGGUUUCUCUGGAGCCAUGGUGAGUUCAGGGCUGAUAUUCACUCACCUGUCAGCCUGCAGGUGUGCUGACCUGUUCCCGCUCCUUUAAAGUGAACACAUGAUCCUUCACACUACGGCUUCAUAAACCCUCAUGAUCUCAUCAUCUACAGGGAGAGCCUGGACUUCCAGGAGACCCAGGAGAGUCCGGACUGCUGGGUCUGAAGGUAAACUCACUCUCACAUGUUUUCACCUGAGAGAAACCUGGACUCAGACUCUGAUUUGGAUGUUAGACGCACUUUUCAUCAUGAGCAGACUCUCCAAGUGUCUUUAACCCUAAAGUCUCCUCCUGUCAACAGGGAGACAUCGGGAUGGAAGGACCCAGAGGAGGAGUGGGACCUCGUGGUGAAACUGUGAGGAAACAUCUGAAGUGACUUUAGUUUUAAUCUGGGCUGCACAGACAUCUGUCUCUGCUGUAGUUUCUCCACAUUAAAGAAAGUCCUCAGACCUGAGGUGGAGACGUGUCGGCUGAGGGACAGGUGAUGGUGGUGACAGUCAGACCUGUAACUGCUGCUGCAGAGCUGGGUAAACCCACAGGUGGUCUUCUGCUCUUCUUUCAGUCUGUGUUUGAGACACAUUUGGAAAUCCCCCAGAGUUUGAUCCCCACCACCACCACCUGUGGGUUUUCACCAAAUCCUAGCCGCCGUGUCUGUUUCCUCACCAAACGUUUGGAGCGGCGGCGCUGUAAACUAGAGCAGCGGAGGAUUUUGGGGGUUUACCGGUUCACAGCUACGAAAGCAUUUCACAGUUUGACUCUUUUUGAGUUUUCUCACACCGACAGAUUGAACCCCUUUUUUUUUUAAACCCAGAUUAACGUUCAUAUUAUGUUAGAGUUCAAACAGCGUUAUUCUGAUUGUUUUAACUCUAAAAUCUGUGAAAUUUAAACUCUAAUCAGAAUAUUUUAAUCUCAGGGCUCUUCUGGUGAUGCUGGAGCCACAGGACCAAAGGGAGGUAAAGGUACCAAGGUAAUGAAACACAGAAGCACUGACGCACACACACACACACACACACACACACACACACACACACACACACACACACACACACACACACACACAGAGUUUAUUAAGUGAACGCUGAUUCUCUGAAGGUUAAAGCAUCCCUGUCGUGUUUGAUUUUCUCUGUCAGCUCCUUUUAAAAACUUCCUCCUCUCACUUGUCGGGAGUCUUCUCCUCAGCGCUGACUCUCUCUCUCUCUCUCUCUCUCUCUCUCUCUCUGUCUCUCUCUCUCUCUCUCUCUCUCCCUCUCCCUCUCUCUCUCUCCCUCCCUCUCUCUCUCUCUCUCUCUCUCUCUCUCUCUCUCUCUCUCUCUCUCUCUCUCUCUCUCUCUCUCUCUCUCUCUCUCUCUCUCUCUCUCUCUCUCUCUCUCUCUCUCUCUCUCUCUCUCUCUCUCUGAAUUUCUGCUCAGGGGUCCGGCGGUGACGAAGGGAAAGAAGGUCCUCAGGGUCGAGACGGACAGAAGGUUCGCAUGAAAAUUUUAAAGUACUUUCAGUCUUUGUAAAGAGAAACUCAAAUACUAAAUUCUUUUUCAGCAACAUUUUCACACUGAAUCCACAUAAAGGUCACGACCUCUCCAGCCUUUGUUUCACUAACUCACUGUCCAUCUCUGUCAGGGUCAAAUCGGAGCUCCAGGGUUCCCCGGGGACGUCGGCGAAAGAGGAUAUACUGUAAGGAAAACCCUCAGUCGUAUUUUUUAACUAAUAAAAUGAUUUAAAUCUUUUUUUUUUUAAGUUCUGCUCAGGAUGAACGAAUCUUUAAAGUUUAAAACAAACUUUAAAAAAAGAUCCGAACAUGUCAGAUGAAAAUGUUUACUCAUACGUCUCAGAGUUUCUGUGCUUUGAGGUCACACUCAAAAACAUGAAUGAAGUUUAUUUACAAACACAGAAGCUUGAUGACUCUUAAUUAAACAUUCAAUUAAAGACACAACCAGGGCUGUUCAUCAGAUCAGCUGAGUGUGAAGAGGAGGCCGGGGUCACUAAGACUCAGUGACCGUCUUAACGCUCGUAAACGUGACGACCGUUUCAUCCAAUCAUUUCUGGUCUUAGCUCUUAUUCAGCAGAGCCUGUGAAGGUGAAACUAAUAAACAACAGCCUCCUUACUUAUCGUCAAUAAUCAGUUAUUAGGAAGUUAUUGUUUGUGUGAAGGUUUGUAAAGAUUGUUCAUGGACAUUAAAGUGUUAAUAAGUUCUUUAUAAAGACGGAUGAAGAGUCACCGUCUCUACUUCUCCUUUCCUGUUUCCUGUUUGACGUACAGUAUGAAGUUGUAGUGAUCAUGUGACCUUGUUGCGUUUCCGUCUCACAGUGAGCAGAUGUGACUCAUACUGAAAGUCCUCACUUACAUAGUGAUAAAUGAGCCGCUCACCUCAAAGGUCAUUGAGUUUGAGGAUCAAUAAUGUUCUUCAGUAACACUUUACAAUAUUCAUAAUUUAUAAACGGUGAGUGGAUAGUUAAUUAAAGUUUAACCAUCAUUUAAAAACAGCAUAUAGACCAAUUAUAAAUGACAACUAGGUAAUUUAUUAAUGUGAGUUAAUUUAUUUUACCACUAACAAGCAAUGAAAUUAUAAUUAAUCAUUAUUAUUAAUAAACUAUGUAUUUUUAAUAAAGGUUUAAAUAUUGGUUGUAAAACAUCCAGAUGAAAAUGUGCGUCAGCAGCUCUUUAUAAAUGUUUAAUAUUUGGUUUUUAAACCAUCUAUUAACUUUACUGAGAUGGUUAUUGUAAAGUUGAAACUGAUGUUUGUAAUACUUUAUAAAUGAUUAAUAUUUGGUUUUUAAACUAUCUAUAGACAUAACUUUGAUGAUUAUUGUAAAGUUAGGGUUUUACAAUUGUAAAAUGUACAAUGUAUUCAUGGUCUAUAUGCUAUUAUAUAUAUACUAUAUAUAUAUACUAUAAUGAUGAUUAAACAUGAAUAAACGAUCUGCUUUACAUUCAUAAAUGGUCUGUUUACCUUUUAUAAGUUCUGGUUGUUGUAAAGUGUUACCUGUUCUUCUUAUCUCCUUAAAGUGACUUCAUGAAUUCUUCUAAAGGACUGAGAUUCAUUGACCUCUCAUCUUCAUCAUCAUUGAGGUGUUUCAGUGAUAUUCAGCGUUAACCUCUGUCUGUCUGUCGGUCUGUCUGUCUGUCCUCCUCAGGGUUAUCCUGGACUGUCAGGAGGGUUCGGACCCAGUGGACCAAAGGUACGACAGACAAACACAUCAUGACUGACGCUUGUUUUCUUCUUCUCUCCUUUACAUUCCUCACUGAGUGGGUGUAAACAUGUGACUCUGUGUGUGUGUGUGUGUGUGUGUGUGCGCACGUGUGUGUCUGUGUGGGUGUGUCAUGAGUUCCCCAGUGAAACAGCCAAACAUGAACAGUUCCUGAAAACGUCCUGAACUUACCCUGAGGGUCUCCUGUAUGUGUGAACAGAAACAUGCAGGUUUUUCAUCCUGACUUCACUCAGAGGUUUUCCUGCUGCAGUCUGGUGAAGCUCAUGUGAGAACGCAGCAGCUAAUCCACAGGGUCAUUCUGGGAAAUUUUCAGGAACUUUGUGCGAAGGAGUUAUUGUGAGUCUUUGUGUGGACUUGUGUACCAUGAAAAGACCCCUACCUGAAGACCUGAGGGCUCUGGAAGUCUCACAGGACCAAAGUAAAUCUGAUAAAGCAGAGCGCCACCCUUCAGGCCUUUGCAAACCGAUAAAGCGUUCUUGUCGCUGAGUUUCGCAGCAGCUGAAGGUGUGAAGGGCAGAGAGGAGAGGGUUACAACAGAUUCAUGGAAAUGAGCUCGAAUCGAACCACAGACCGGGAGUCAGGACUUUGACGUCUGUGUUGAGUUCUGUCCUGGUUGAGCUGCAAACGUCCUCUGGUGUAUUCAUGAUUAGAUUUCUAAAACAGUUAAAAAGGUGAACAGAUAAACAUUCGUCAUUUUCCUCACACCGACAUUUCAAAGAAAGAAGGACGGGGGUGUCAGUUCUGCUCUCCCGUGUUCCCUGACCAGACCCUUAGAGACUCUGAGACCCUGUAAUGCUGGACUACACGACUAUGAUCGAAAAACACCGUCAGCAGAAUAAGUGGUCUUGGUUCUGUGACACGUAUGUUCAAAAUGACAUUGAAGUCUACGACAGGUGAACUAAUUUAUGAAAGUCUGAUAAUAGAUAAUAACACAAAAGGGGAAAACUAGACAUGAGCGACACCAUGACCCUCUCAUCCUCUGAAGAGGAGUGUGGGUGUGUGUGUGUGUGUGUGUGUGUGUGUCUACACGCCCUGGAAUAAACCACUCGAGUAAAUCAGCUGAUCGCUCAGUUCAGUUUAGGCCUGUUAAGAAACCACAAGAAAGGUCAGGAGGUAAAUACCUGGACAACACAACACUAAAAAAGGAAGAACAACAAAAACAACAUCAGCAGCAGCAGCAUGUGAAACGAGGAUGAUUCAUCGUGGUUAACUCCAAAAUAACAGCUGUUGUGUUUGAUUCAGUCAGCAGGCUGUCACAGAUCACUGCAGGUCAGUGACUCACAGUAAUGGACUACAGAGAGACCAGAGACCAGACAUAAACUCAUCUGCAGACCUGGGGGGACGUUAAAGAUCGAGACGAGGGUUUAGGAGUGACUGAGGUGUGAAUGAGGAGUAACUUCGCUGAUAAGAAAGAAAACUGAGUGAAGAAGAGGAUGAUGAGCUUUAGUCAGAGGACCGGACUCAGUCAGAGAGAAACAGAAGAAGAAGAUUCAUGGAGCAGUUAAAGGGAUAUUCCGGCGUUAAAUUAAUUAAGGGUCAAACACACCGAUAGAUAGACACCCCGUGGAGAGAUGAAUGUUGUCGACCGCUUGCUUCUCUAGUUAUACCAACUUUAGUAACGACCGCAGGAUAGAAAUACAGAGAGCCACGCCCCCAACCAAAACGCCACUCUAUAGCCACAAAUAAUGCUCAGAACAGCACCUAACUUCAUCAACAGGACAUAUAGGGUCACAGCCACAGCACCAGUACGGACUACAGCGGGGUGCCGCAGCUCAAGGAAGAACAUUUAUGAUCAUUUCUUCAUGGAAAUACAAUCAGACCGAGACGCUGAGACAGAAGAACUACCACGUCUGUAAAAUGAUCAAUAUGGUGAUUAUUACUUCAAGGAAAUGAUGAAGAAAUGAUCAUAAAUGUUCUUCCUUGAGCUGCGGCACCCCGCUGUAGUCCGUAAUGGACUGGCCUGAGGUCUCGCUACAAACAAGCGUCUGCUGGAAGAGAGUAGGUGAGUUGUGUUUAGUCUCUUUGCUAAAGAAAUGAGUCAAAGUUAAAAAGAUGUUUGGUGUCUAGUACUAUGUCUGUGACCCUAUAUGUCCUGUUGAUGAAGUUAGCUGCUGUUCUGAGCAUUAUUUGAGAGACGGAGAGUGACGUGAGGGAAAGGAGUCCCAGACUGGACGAGAACCCGGGCUGAGCGUAACCAGUGCGCCCUGUAAUGACCUCUUUUCUAUGUUUUCUGUAGAUCAGUUUCCACACUUGAAGGCUCCGCCCCUGAAACUUGUUCACACAUGUCCUGAAAAAGUUUUCCUGUCAAAGGAGGAGAGCUGGGAGAGAAACCAAAUCUAAAACCAGCUCGAACCGUUUCAGUCUUAUCUGGAAAAUGAGUCUCAGAUGUUUUUAUUUAGUCUUCAUGAUUCACUGGAAUGUCUUCACGCCCACCUCUGCGCUGAAGUCGCAGCUGCUGUCUGACUCUUUUGGGAAAUGUAACCGGGCUUAUGUUCAGGUCACUUUAUUUGGGCGCUGUAGUUGGAUUUGUUUAGCAGCAAAUAUAACACAAAACUGGACAAAACAAUUAGGAUAAAAAACUUCAUAUAAACUCAAACAUGAUAAAAAUACUCCACCAAUCAGAGAGCACGAAUCAGCUCAUCAGAUCCACCAAUCAGAGAGCACGAAUCAGCUCAUCAGAUCCACCAAUCAGAGAGCACGAAUCAGCUCAUCAGAUCCACCAAUCAGAGAGCACGAAUCAGCUCAUCAGAUCCAUGAAUACAUAAAGUGUUAAACCAAAUAUAUACUGGCGGUGAAUAAGGCUUCUGCCAUGUGUGCUUACAGGACAGAUUUAGGGCGACGAAGGGUGCUGAGUCCGUCGGUCAGGUUUGAUAUGUGUUAAUAAACCAAAAGGGAAGUGGAGGAAAAAAAAGGGUAGUGGUUAAGUUUGUUGAUAUUUACCCAUCAUCCUGUGCAGGAUUUUGAGAUAACUGCAAAGACUGUUUGACCUCAGCGUCCUUCAGAAAGACAAUAAACCACACAGUCCCUAAAUAAACCGAAACAUUCAGGAUUUUAUUUUCUGGUGAUUUAGUUUCACAGAAGAUGUGAUGAAACGAGUCACAGAAAGGAGGACACAACGGCGAGACAACGAAUCAGUUUGUCCAACAGACAGGGUUUAAUGAAACUCAGGCAGAGACAGGCAAAGGUCAACGACAGCUAGACUAUGAGAGUGAAUAAAUACUGGAAGGAGACAACAAACAGGUGACGAGACACUGAGACACACGAGGUUAAAUACAACAGGUAAUGAUGGGAAACAGGCGGAGAGACACAAUCAGGGGCAGGGCAGACCAGACAGGAACAAAUGUAGACCGAAGACAAAUCUGAGCUCAACAGAGUCUCUCCGUGACGACUCUCUCAUGAAAACCUGUUUUUGAAGUUCUUUUAUCUAAGAAAGGUGCUUGUUUGUUUCUUCAGGUGAUUAUUUAAGUCCUCUUUAACCCACUUCUUCAUCAGAACAGGACUUCACUGUUAGUUUUAUUGUCUGUUGAUAGUCGUAAAGAUAAAGCAGUGUGAGUCAGCUGUUUACAGGCGCUGAGUUAAACUAGUUCAGGAUAACGUUUCCCAAGAGCGGAGAGUUUCUUCUUCUCAUUUCUGGAGCUCUGUAGAAAUUCUGAAAUUCUGAGAUGAUUUUGUCAGACUUUUUUUCUCCACAUGCACUUUCACUUUAUGAAAGACGAGUACUGAAGUGACUCCAGGGGUUUUUGGAGUAUUACCUCCUAAAAGACAAGUGAAAGAAGAGUAAAGCUGAAACCAGCAGCUAUGACCAGUGUGUGAAAAUAUGCCCUCCAGAUGUUGUCAUCAAACACUGAUCAGACAGCAGGACUGGAUUCAUCUCUGAAGUUUCCAGAGUUUUUUAUAAAGCUGCUGUGGGGAACUUUUUUUUAGUUCAUUAUUAAUCUGAGGGACUGCUGUUCACAGGGGAAACCAACGAUGUUCACAGCCUGACUGGAGAUAAAAACACGACCACGAAAAUAUACGAGGAGGAUAAAAUACAUGCUGUCAAAAGUCUUAAAGUGCGGCCUCUCUGACUGAAGAAAGGAAAAGUUGUUUCACUGGGAGGUGGAAAAAGAAAGAAAGAGAAAGUGAGAGGUGUGGUGGUGAGGUCUGACCCCUGAAUGUCCUCUCUCUCUAACUUCUCUCUCUCUCUUUUCUCUGUCAGGGCUCUCAGGGUCAGGGCGGCGUGCCCGGCAGUGACGGCGACCCCGGUGACGAUGUGAGUUUAUUCGCAGAAAGCCUCAAACAUGUAAAGAGAAACUCUCCUGUUGUUGUUUCAACCUUUGUGAUCUCUGUCUGCUCUGUCUCAGGGUCCGCUCGGAGUCCCAGGUGUGAUGGGAGAACCUGGAGCGUUUGGUCCGAAGGUAACAAGCGUAGUGGUCUGCAGCUCUCUGAUUGGCUGUUCCUUCUUCUUGUUUACUUUUCAAAUCAGUGCUUCAUUGUUAAAAUAAGAGGACAACAUCACCUGGGAACAAAAGUCUCAGAGGACUCAGAAAAAUCCCCCAGAAUCCUCCUGUGAUAUUUACAAUACUUGAGAAAGAUGAGUCAUGACACUGGAAACCAGCCAAUCAGCUGACACCUGGAGCUGAACCACAUCAGAACAAUGGUGGAGUCUUGUAGUACAAACACUCACACCCUGCUGUCCUCGGUCCUGAGUCACUUUAAGUCAUGUGACGACCCGGCUGGCUGAGUGACUUUUAUCACAGUCGCCGUUUCUCCGCAGUCUCAGAGACGAACAUCUGUUUGAAAACACAGACGCUGUAAUCCCUGUCUGCCUCACCGAACAACAACACAUUUAACUUCUUCUCCUCUCAUGGAUGAGAAGUUUCCACCUCUCCUUCCACAUGAAAACACAAACAUCAGUCUGAAGGAAGCGCUCACAUUUGUCCUCCUGGACCCGCUUCUCCAGUCUGGGAAAAGAGCUGCGUCCUCUGCUCUCCUGGUCCUGGAUCAUCAUUCCUCCGUUGUUCGGUGAUGUGGUCCUUCGCCUCAGUCUGAGUCUCUUUGAACGUGGCGGUAAAUCUCCUUUCACAGCUUCAAACAUGUCGACUCGUUGUUCAGCUAAAUCCUCCUCUGGUGAGCGGACGGUCCUGAGACUCAGAUCGAGUCUUCGUCAGUCUUUGCCCCGUUAUCAAACUGGGUUCAUCCCUUUUAUUUCGACCCUCAUUGGGGUCACGCCCCCCGGUCUGGGAGUCCCUGAACCGACCCGCUCAUGCAGCAGUAAACUGGUCCAGUUUGGGUGAAAUGAGUCAUUUAGUCAGUGGAGUUUGGUGUUUCUGUGUCAGACACCUUUAAUGAAAAUCUUGAACCUGUCAGAGAAAAAAACAAAAAACACUCAGACUUCAAAAUACGAGAAACAGCUGAGCUCGAGUUUUCACAGCCGUUUACACAAAUAUCAGUUUUAAAACAAACAGCUGAGCCUGUUUUUACCGUAUCUAAACGUCUGUUUUUAUCCUGCAGGGCGGUAAAGGGGACCGAGGUGUGAGGGGACGGAGAGGCAGAGUGGGAGCUGGGGUGAGUAAUCAGCUGGGUGUGUGUGUGUUUUUUAAGUGACUCAGGAAAGUUUCAUUUCUGAGAAACCAGGAGGAGCAGAAGGAGGAGGAGGAGGAGUAAAUGUUUGGAUUACUCUUCUGUCGAAGUGUCUCUGAGCAGGACGUCUUUGACAGCUUCCCUCCUGAAAGUUCCUCCAGUCUGCAGAAAUCACUGACCUGAUUUAACUUUGGUUUUUAGAUGUUGUCAGUAACUUUCCAUCUGACCGAAGUUAUCUGGAAAUAAACUAAAUAUGAAAGACGCUCUGUCAGGAAAAAAAAGAAGUAUGAGUUAAAAAAAAAUGCAGUUUAAGGAAGUGAGAAUGCAAAGUUUUAAUUUUUAAUUUAGAGCAACUUCCAGAAGAAAACGACAAACUGAGUCACGAUUUUCUGCAGUGACAUCUUCAGUAUGAACUCAACAGAGAUGUGGGAUCAAGACGAGAAAACGAGACAUUUCAGAGUCAAAGUGGAUUCAUGUUAAAAAGACGGAUUUAAAGCUAAUAUCAUAUUUACAGAAUUAAUCAGUCCCAACAGUGUCGAGUAUCAAGAGGGGCAGGAUGACUUUGAGGUGGUGUCAGUGGACACAGGCCCUAAAGGUCAAAGUUCAGUGACUCACAUCAUCACGCUAACAUUUCAACAAAUUCAAGAGAAACCCCGACAGAAAACUACGCUGCUGUGAAAUCUGACGUGUUGAGGUUUGAGGGGAAACACAGAGGAACAGGCGACAUGUUUUAAUCACACUCAUGUAAAAUAACUCUGUCUCUGUCUCAUCUUCCUCCCCUACAAACAUAAAUGUGAUGCAGCAGAACCAGGAUCUUCAGUUUCUCCUCUGUUUGUGUCACAGGGAUCUCCAGGGGAGCAAGGAGACGCCGGAGUGCCAGGAAAACUGGGAGCAAAGGGUCUGCAGGGCUCGAUUGUGGGUACACACAACACUCAGAGUCUAGUCCUUCUGUCUUCAGUAUCAUCUGAUGUUUGGUGACAAAUACGAGGUUUAAAAGUGGAUUUUACUUCACAUUGAUAACAGACAUGUAUCAGUCUAUAACCCUCAUCAUGAACAGUGAAGAAACAAAGACGAAUGAGUUCAAGUCAAAACUACGAUUCUCUGAAACAUGAACAUCUAAGUGAGUGUUUGAAGAAUCGAGCUGUGACGGUGUCGUCGUGUCGUCUGACUGAGCUGCUCAGAUUUAUUCUGAUCAUGACGAUAAUAUGUGACGAUUUAUAAUAACGGAGGGUUGUUUUUAUUUCUCUUUCCUCAGGGCGCUAAAGGCGAAACAGGACCUGACGGUGAGAAGGUGAGCUCCACGGAGAACGGUUACAGAUUAAAACUUAGUCUAUGUUCAAACUCUGAGGUUUUAACCAUCUGUGACUCAUAUCAGAUUUUUUCAUUGAAGUGUGAACAGUCCAUUUCUGAUUCCUUGUAAUCCGACCCAGGCCUCUUUUGUAUGUGGAUAUAAAUCAGAUAUGGGGCAGGACCUUCCCCUACCAUCCACAGAGUCUGUUUUAUCUUUUGCACUGGUAUCUUGGUUUGCCAACGUGUCACUCCAGGACAAAAACGCUCUGGGCCAGGUUGUUAAAUCGGGGAGCCUCAACUCUCCAUGACAGCUCUCUAUGAGGCCCAGCUGCAGCGUAAAGCCAGCGCUAUUGUUUUGGACAACUCGCACCCUCUGCAGAGCGAGUUCCAGCUCCGUCCCUCCAGCUGUUGCUUCUUGGUCCCCAAGGCCAGGACCAAGCGUUACAGAACCACCUUUGUCCCUGCAGCUAUUGCAGUGCUUAACGGCAGGGCUAAUAGAUGAGGGCGUCUUAUUGAACCUUCGGAUCUUAACGAUUGGCGUUUUUUCUUUUCUUGUACUUGACUGUUGUAUUGUUGUUUUUAUGCGUGUCUUAUCGGGACGGCUGGGUUCCUGCCUGCAAUAAAGAAACCUUUGACCCUUUGACCUUUGACCACCCUACAAACGUUUUUUCGCACCCUGCACCUGAUAGGGUGAACAGAUUUUUCCGAUGUUUUUUCUCUUCACUUUGUGGAGAUCGCACUAUAGGACCAUGAUCGCCAUGGAAACGAGGUUCAUAAUAAUUACUAACCAUGACUUUAAACCUACGCGGUGACUCCACCUACAGAGUCCUGAUGCUCCUGAACCUGUAGGUGAAGUUCAGCACGGAGCCUUCACAGAUGAUAGAUCUUUCUGUUUGAAGGUUCAGACUUUGUUUUGUUUCUAUUUCUGUUCACCUUCAAACACACACACACACACACAGACACACACACAGACAAACACACACACACACACACACACACACAAACACACACACACGUGGAGUUUCCCGCUCCGGCGGCUUCUUUUGUGGUUUUUGUCUUUCCUGUUUUUCUCGUUUAUCUCUGACUCUGACUUGAUCAUAAUCUGGUGGUUUUUUCUCUGCAGGGCGCCGCAGGUAGAAAAGGUGUCAGAGGCCUGAAGGGACAGAAGGUGAGUGAACCUGAUCCCAGUCUGAUGAUGAUGAAACUCCUGCCCGUCAUGUCGUCAUUGUUUUUCCCUGAACCUGCUCUCAUUUACUCGCCAUUUGUUUGUUUCCUCUUUCCUUUACCUCUCAGGGAAGUAAAGCCGACCGUGGAGACAAAGGACAGGUGGUUACUCGCCUUUAUUACCUCAUCAUGUGGUUAAAACACGUUUGAUUUUAUGACCUCAUUUUAAGACGAGAGGAAAGUGUCUGAAUCAGCAGAACCUCAAACUGGUCCAUGAAAUCCCAUCAUGAUGACAAAGAUGCUUCUCUACCACAGCGUGGACCCAAAGGGGCAGGGGGUCGUACCGGUGUCCCCGGCCCCGUGGGACCGCCUGGUAUCCCCGGGACCAGAGGAGAGCGUGGACCGGCUGGAGACCUGGGUGUUAAAGGUCGAGCAGGAAUCAAAGGAGCUCCAGGUCCAGCUGUGAGUGAAUGACUUUAGAUUAUCAUCGUGGAUUUGAGAGACCCUGAUGUGGAGUCUUUCCAACCCUGAAACCCUCUCUGUCCUGCAGGGUCCUGGUCUGACCGAUGAGCAGGUCCUGCAGCUCUGUAAAGGUGUAGUCACGGCUCAGAUCUCCCAGUACGCCGCCUCCAUCAGGGCCAAGUGUUCCCAGGGCUGCCCCAUCAACAACCGCACACUCAUCGGGCCCCCAGGAGCCCGAGGGCCGACGGGAUCACCAGGGAAAGUAGUAAGUCCAACUCUAGACUCAGAGGUUGACCCGGGUUCAGUCCUUCACACCCUUUACAGCCUCCAGUCCUCUUGUGUAUCGAGUUGAUGCUUGGAUCUUUACAAAAACUGGGUUCUGAGGGUUGAAGGUGCAUUAUCGAUGAUGGUAACCUGAAUCUGCCUCCACCUGUCAGGGUAAAGCAGGUAAAGCCGGAGCCAAAGGAGCCAGAGGGGCUCAAGGUGACCGAGGACUGGAGGGGCAGAAAGGAGCGCAGGGUAACAAAGGUGAGAGCAGAUCUGAGGAGGUCUGUCUGAGGUUCAAGAGUCGACCAGAGACGAACAGACCAGGACUCCACGUUGAUCCGAGCAUCUUCUCAAAGGCUUGUGUGUUUCCCUGAACAGGUCCAAAGGGAUCUAAAGGCCUCGCAGGAGCUCCAGGUAAAGGUCUGCCGGGACCUGAUGGACCACAAGGCCUCAGAGGUUUGUAAAUUAAAAUGUCAUCGAACCCGAAUCUUUAAUUUUGGAUCAGUGUUGACUGAACCACGGCUCUCUGCAGGUUUGCCAGGUCACCAAGCGGAGGUCAAAAACGGCAUGGAGGGUCCUCUAGGUCCCCGUGGUUUCCCCGGUCCAGUCGGUCAGAUGGGGAUGCUCGGGACCGCGGGUGUGCCGGGAUUCUGCGAGGCGCGGGACUGCAGCAUUCAUGCGCCUGUGAUGCGUAAAGAGCAAGGACUGGUGAAAGGACCGGUCAGUGCAAAGAUCUGAACCCGAGUACGAGUUACUAAAACUGCUGAGACUCUCCAGGGAGAAACUUUGAGGUUCCUCUGAUUCAACUCCUGCUGACAAACGGGCGCCAACACGACUGGAGAGAGAGCUAAACAUACGGGGUUAGUAUCUUUGAAAUCUGGGAUUAUUUUAAUCUGUGGAGACUGAGAAUGUCGGUGGGCCGAGCACGGUACCAUGGGGAACUCCGCUGGGUCUAAGUUUGGGCAGAAAUUCUCCUGAAUGAAAGCAGAAAAGCCGCUUUGAGGUGACCUUCUCUAGAUGAGACAGGUUUUACACUUUGACACGAUCCGAACACGUAGAAGUUUGACCUUCGACCCGUGCGCCUGAGGUGAUAAGAUGAAGAGAAUGAACCUCCCGUUCUUUGGCCCAGUUUUGUUCUUUGUCGGCUGUUUCCUGGUUGAAUAAAGAUGAAUAAAAAUGCUCUGUAAAUAGUUUGUAAAGUAACUCAAGUGCGUGUACUGUGCUCUGAAAUGUUUCAGAUAAACUGACCUUUUUUUUUUAAUCUGAGUCGUCGGCUUGUCGCUCACUUGGUGUCGUUGGAAAGAUGAUGAGGAAAAGAUAAACUGACCAAUCACACGA
Molecule: messenger RNA, 20136 nt
Organism: Xyrichtys novacula (pearly razorfish)
Lineage: Eukaryota; Metazoa; Chordata; Actinopteri; Labriformes; Labridae
Source: the annotation of a GenBank genome assembly